Molecule: messenger RNA, 3986 nt
Organism: Mauremys reevesii (Reeves's turtle)
Lineage: Eukaryota; Metazoa; Chordata; Testudines; Geoemydidae
Gene: ITGB1
Product: integrin subunit beta 1
Exons: 17
Coding region: 330-2750 (806 amino acids)
Biological process (GO): cell-matrix adhesion; integrin-mediated signaling pathway; cell adhesion mediated by integrin
Cellular component (GO): cell surface; integrin complex; focal adhesion
Molecular function (GO): fibronectin binding; laminin binding; integrin binding
Source: RefSeq, a predicted model, not a curated record
GCCAGGGCCCUAUUCCCAGCUCCCGGGCCCAGUGCCCACGAGGAGCCGCCGCCAGGCUGCUCCCCCGCCCAGGGGCCGGGCCUAGCGGGAGCGGGAAGGAAUGCGCUUCCGGAGGCGGAAGAGGAGCGGCGGCUGGGCCCCGACCCAAUUCCCACCCCCCUGCGGCCGGACACGGGCUCCCAGCGAGCAGCACGGCGGAGGGAGCGGCGCCGGGCAGAGACACCCAGGGGACAGCGCCAGGGGCUCCCGCUGCGCCGCGCCCCGCGGGGACAGACCUGAGCCAGCCGGGCUCCGAGCGCGCCUCUGCCGCCGCCUUCUCCCGCGGAGCCAUGGCCAAGACAAAUUUCAACUCGCUCUUCUGGGUUGUACUACUAUCUUGCUCGAUUUGGGAUGGAUUUGCCCAACCAGGUGGAAGUGAUUGUAUAAAAGCUAAUGCAAAAUCCUGUGGGGAAUGUAUACAAGCAGGACCAAACUGUGGCUGGUGCAAAGCGCAAAAUUUUUUACAAGAAGGAGAGCCAACUUCUGCCCGAUGUAAUGACUUGGCAGCACUAGAGAGUAAGGGCUGCUCUCCAGAUCAAAUAGAAAAUCCUAGAGGUACCCAAGAAGUCCUCAAAAAUAAAACGGUAACAAAUCGUAGCAAAGGUACUGCAGGAAAGCUCAAACCAGAAGACAUUACCCAGAUCCAGCCACAGCAAUUAGUACUGAAACUGCGAACAGGGGAACCACAGACAUUUUCAUUAAAAUUUAAGAGAGCUGAAGACUACCCCAUUGAUCUUUAUUACCUUAUGGAUCUCUCUUACUCCAUGAAGGAUGAUUUAGAGAAUGUGAAGAGUCUUGGUACUGCUCUAAUGACAGAAAUGGGGAAAAUAACUUCAGAUUUUCGAAUUGGAUUUGGCUCCUUUGUGGAGAAAACUGUGAUGCCUUAUAUAAGUACCACACCAGCCAAACUCAGGAACCCUUGUACAGGGGACCAAAACUGUACGAGUCCAUUUAGUUACAAAAACGUGCUCAACCUUACCAGUGAGGGAGAAUGGUUCAAUAAACUUGUAGGUGAACAACACAUUUCUGGCAAUUUGGAUUCUCCUGAAGGUGGAUUUGAUGCAAUAAUGCAAGUUGCAGUUUGUGGAACACAAAUUGGAUGGAGAAAUGUGACACGAUUGUUGGUAUUUUCUACGGAUGCUGGAUUCCACUUUGCUGGAGAUGGUAAACUUGGUGGAAUUGUUUUACCAAAUGAUGGGCGGUGUCAUCUGGAAAAUAACGUGUACACAAUGAGUCAUUACUAUGAUUAUCCCUCCAUUGCUCACCUGGUACAGAAGCUUAGUGAGAACAACAUUCAGACAAUUUUUGCCGUUACUGAGGAGUUUCAGGCAGUUUACAAGGAACUGAAAAAUCUGAUCCCAAAAUCAGCAGUUGGAACUCUGUCUGCAAAUUCCAGCAAUGUGAUUCAACUGAUUAUUGAUGCCUACAAUUCCUUGUCUUCAGAGGUUAUCUUGGAAAACAGCAAGUUACCAAAAGGAGUAACAAUCAAUUAUAAAUCUUACUGCAAGAAUGGAGUGAAUGGCACAGGAGAAAAUGGCAGAAAGUGUUCCAACAUUUCAAUUGGAGAUGAGGUUAAAUUUGAUAUUAGUGUAACCGCUAACGAGUGUCCAAAGAAAGGACAAAAUGAAACCAUUAAAAUUAAGCCACUGGGUUUCACUGAAGAAGUGGAAAUUAAUCUUCAGUUCAUCUGUGAAUGUCAGUGUCAAAAUGAGGGAAUUCCUAAUAGUCCAGUCUGCCAUGAGGGAAAUGGAACAUUUGAGUGUGGUGCUUGCAGGUGUAACGAAGGACGUAUUGGAAAGCAGUGUGAAUGCAGCACAGAUGAAGUAAAUAGUGAAGAUAUGGAUGCUUACUGUAGAAGAGAGAACAGUACAGAAAUAUGCAGUAACAAUGGGGAGUGUGUUUGCGGACAAUGUGUAUGCAGGAAAAGGGAAAACACCAAUGAAGUCUACUCUGGCAGAUAUUGUGAAUGUGAUAACUUCAACUGUGAUAGAUCUAAUGGCUUAAUUUGUGGAGGAAAUGGUAACUGCAAAUGUAGAGUAUGUGAGUGUUUCCCCAAUUUCACUGGCAGUGCUUGUGACUGCUCUUUGGAUACGUCUACAUGUAUGGCUACCAAUGGGCAAAUCUGCAAUGGAAGAGGAACCUGUGAGUGUGGAACCUGUAACUGCACAGAUCCCAAAUUCCAAGGCCCCACAUGUGAAAUGUGUCAGACCUGCCUUGGUGUCUGUGCAGCGCACAAGGACUGUGUUCAAUGCAGAGCUUUCAAAAAGGGAGAAAAGAAGGACGCAUGUUCUCAGGACUGUAUGCAUUUCAACAUGACACUAGUGGAAAGUCGAGAUAAGUUACCACAGCCUGGCCAGCCUGAUCCACUGUCUCACUGUAAAGAAAAGGAUGUUGAUGACUGCUGGUUCUACUUCACAUACUCCAUCAAUGCAAACAAUGAGGCCAUUGUCCAUGUGGUGGAGACACCAGAAUGCCCCACUGGCCCGGACAUCAUUCCCAUUGUAGCUGGUGUGGUUGCUGGAAUUGUUCUGAUUGGUCUUGCUUUAUUACUGAUUUGGAAACUACUUAUGAUCAUUCAUGACAGAAGAGAAUUUGCUAAAUUUGAAAAGGAGAAGAUGAAUGCGAAGUGGGACACGCAAGAAAAUCCAAUAUACAAGAGUCCUAUUAAUAAUUUCAAGAAUCCAAACUAUGGACGUAAAGCUGGUCUCUAAGUCUCAGGUGAAAAUCCUAUUUACAAGAGUGCAGUGACAACUGUGGUCAAUCCUAAAUAUGAGGGGAAAUGAACACUACUUGUAUUACUUCACAACACUGUAUGCAACGUAGCAAUUUUUGUAGUCACAGUAAGAUAGAUUUAGGGCAAUUCUGCAGUGAUUUUACUAACUCAUUACAUGUAGGUUUGUUUCCUAUGCAGGUUUUUAAAAUGUACAAUAUGUAAUUUUUUUUCUUCAAAUAAAAUAAUCAGUGCCAGGGGACUGAGAGAAAACUUGAGACUGCAUAGCCUAAUCAGCUAAGGUCACAUGGUGCCUUUUUGACCUUUUCCUUACUGUGUUGUUCAAAUGUAGGUCUUCUGUGGGAAGUGUACAAUACUGCUGUUAUGUGACCGGGAGGGAAAUGGUGAAAUCAAUCAGUAUGGGGGCUCUGCCUAGCAACUGAGUAUUAAAAAUUAAGUUUUAGCUUUACAGGGUUAUCAGGGCUUGAGUUUGCAGACAUAGUUAAAAUGUUAACUAAAUAUUUCUUUGCAAACUCUCUCAGAUUAUUUUUUUUAAGUUGAUCAAUGACUGGGUAUCUGUUAGAUAUAUCUGAUUUAGAAACGGUAAGAUGAAUAGGCUGGAAACAAAUGGUGCAAAAGGCUGUGAAAAGUGUCUGCAUACCUAUUAUUAAAUUGUCAAGUGCCAAGUUAUGGACAAAUUGAAGGGGCUAGGAAGGAAAAGCUUUAAAAUUUGUGCCAUUUUUCAAGAAGUUGCUGCUUAGUAUCUUGCAUAUUUUUUCUUUGUAAAUUCAAGCCCUGGCCAGCUUGCAGUACCAUGAAGCACUCACCAGGACAUCCUCUAAAUACAUGAGGGCCUUAAUUCAUAUAGUGUCCUUUUUCGUAAUGUUUCCUUGCUUCAAAGUCUGGUGCCUGUCACCUUUCUAAUCUUUUAAUGUAUUUGGUUGCAAUUUUUUGUAAUAUUUUUGUAUCAGCACAACUUUAUUUUCUUUUGCAGUCUUGGCUGUACAUUUGCCUUUACCCUGUAGCUGAGAUUGCAUAGUUUGUACUGUGACAUGACUGUCACUGUCAGGUUUCAUUUUUGACACGUGCCAUGUAUAUUUGCCUUUGAACAUUAAGAUUGCAUCUGUUACAAAUUGGUUUGUUGUUUUAAGUGCCUUUUUAUUUUAACAGAUGUUCACUUUUUACAGUGCUAUUACUGAAGUUAUUUAUUAAUUAAAAGUACCUAAAAACACCUAAA